Aspergillus ochraceoroseus IBT 24754 is the source of this 1710-nucleotide messenger RNA. Its product is annotated as RNA-binding signal recognition particle subunit SRP54. The coding region runs from base 79 to 1710 and encodes 543 amino acids. Lineage: Eukaryota; Fungi; Ascomycota; Eurotiomycetes; Eurotiales; Aspergillaceae. Gene Ontology annotation, biological process: SRP-dependent cotranslational protein targeting to membrane; SRP-dependent cotranslational protein targeting to membrane, translocation. Gene Ontology annotation, cellular component: signal recognition particle, endoplasmic reticulum targeting; cytosol. Gene Ontology annotation, molecular function: endoplasmic reticulum signal sequence receptor activity; GTP binding; ATP hydrolysis activity. The record is from RefSeq and is a predicted model, not a curated record. The transcript has 2 exons.
CAAACUACCAUCUCAGGAUCUGGAUUGCGCUCUUUGGUGCUGUAUUCGUCAAUUUGGAAUUAGUGCACCCCGUUCACAAUGGUUCUCCAGGAUUUGGGGCGGCGUAUCAACGCCGCCGUCAAUGACUUGACUCGGUCCCCUAAUUUGGAUGAGAAGGCCUUCGAAGACAUGUUGAAAGAGAUCUGUGCUGCUCUGCUGUCGGCCGACGUCAAUGUCCGUCUGGUUCAGUCCCUCCGCAAAUCCAUUAAAGCCAGCGUCAACUUCUCCUCCCUCCCCGCCGCCGUGAAUAAGAAGCGUCUCAUCCAAAAGACCGUCUUUGAUGAACUCGUUGCCCUCGUCAACCCUCACGCAGAACCUUUCCGACCGAAGAAGGGUCGGUCCAAUGUCAUCAUGUUCGUUGGUCUCCAGGGAGCCGGUAAGACAACGACCUGUACCAAGCUCGCUCGGCACUACCAGAUGCGCGGGUUCAAGACUGCCCUCGUCUGCGCGGAUACCUUCCGUGCCGGUGCUUUCGACCAGCUGAAGCAGAACGCGACCAAGGCCAAGAUCCCCUACUACGGUAGUCUGACGCAAACGGACCCUGCCGUAGUUGCUGCCGAAGGUGUCGCCAAGUUUAAGAAGGAGCGGUUCGAGAUCAUCAUCGUCGACACGAGUGGUCGCCACAAGCAAGAAGAAGAACUAUUCACGGAGAUGACCCAAAUCCAGACCGCGGUAACGCCCGACCAGACGAUCCUCGUCCUCGACAGCACAAUCGGUCAGGCCGCGGAGGCCCAGUCGUCCGCCUUCAAGGCUACUGCAGACUUCGGAGCCAUCAUUAUCACCAAGACAGAUGGUCACGCCGCCGGUGGAGGUGCCAUCUCAGCGGUCGCAGCCACCCAUACCCCGAUUAUCUUCCUCGGAACAGGCGAACAUCUCAUGGACCUGGAACGGUUCGACCCCAAGGCCUUUGUCCAGAAACUGCUAGGCAUGGGCGACAUGGCCGGCCUCGUCGAGCACGUGCAAGCCAUCACCAAGGACUCCGCGGCCGCAAAGGAAACCUACAAGCACAUCUCCGAGGGUAUCUACACAUUACGAGACUUCCGGGAGAACAUCACCUCCAUUAUGAAAAUGGGCCCCCUGUCCAAACUCUCCGGCAUGAUCCCCGGUCUGUCCAACCUCACAGCGGGACUCGACGAUGAAGACGGCUCCAUGAAACUCCGCCGUAUGAUCUACAUCUUCGACAGCAUGACAAAGGUCGAGCUGGACAGCGACGGCAAGCUCUUUGUCGAGCAACCCAGCCGCAUGGUCCGCAUUGCCUGCGGGAGCGGCACCACCGUUCGCGAAGUGGAGGAUCUUCUUUCGCAGCACCGCAUGAUGGCCGGGAUGGCGAAGCGCGUCGGCGGCCAGAAGAAGCAGAUGCAGCGCGCCCAGAACAUGCUCAAGGGCGGGAACAAGGACCAGCAACUUGCCGCUAUGCAGAAGCGUAUGGCUGCUAUGGGCGGGGCGGGCGGCAUGGGCGGCAUGCCUGGUAUGGGGGAUAUGGCGAAGAUGAUGCAGAUGCUGCAGGGUCAAGGCGGCGGUGCCGGUGGAGGUGGAUUACCGGGUCUAGGAGGCAUGGAUCUUCAGGGAAUGAUGAGCCAGAUGAGUGGGUUAAUGGGUGGAAUGGGUGGGUUGGGUGGUCUGGGUGGUGGUGGUGGUGGUGGUGGUGGAGGAAGAGGACGAGGGCGAUAA